CAAAACAAUUAAAAACGUGGGCUCCCUCAAAAGAUUUUGAGAUUUAUUACAAUAUCUAUCUCCCGACUUGAAAUGACCAAAGUACCCUUUGUUACUUCCCCCCUCUAUAUAUUUAUGUCACAUGACACUGAUACAUAUAUCCAAAACCAAAAGGGAGAGACUAAGAAUGGGGUCACUAGGAGAAGAACCACAAGUAGCAGAAGACUGCAUGGGUUUGCUUCAACUCCUAAGCAACGGUACCGUUUUGAGAUCCGAGAGCAUUGACCUUAUUACCCAACAAAUCCCAUUCAAAAACAACCAAACCGUUCUCUUCAAAGACUCAAUCUAUCACAAACCUAACAACCUUCACCUCCGUCUCUACAAACCCAUUUCCGCCUCCAACCGUACCGCUCUCCCUGUCGUGGUCUUCUUCCACGGCGGGGGCUUCUGCUUCGGGUCACGUUCUUGGCCUCACUUUCACAACUUCUGUCUAACUCUUGCAUCGUCCCUUAACGCCCUUGUCGUCUCACCUGACUACCGGUUAGCACCCGAACACCGCCUCCCGGCUGCCUUUGAGGAUGCUGAGGCGGUGCUUACAUGGCUCUGGGACCAAGCUGUUUCCGAUGGUGUGAACCACUGGUUUGAAGAUGGAACAGACGUUGACUUUGACAGGGUUUUUGUUGUUGGUGAUUCAUCCGGUGGGAACAUAGCUCAUCAACUCGCUGUCCGGUUCGGAUCCGGUUCAAUCGAGUUGACACCGGUUCGGGUACGCGGUUACGUUCUUAUGGGACCGUUUUUUGGCGGGGAAGAGAGGACUAACUCCGAGAAUGGCCCCUCUGAAGCUUUGCUCAGCUUGGAUUUGCUUGACAAGUUUUGGAGAUUGUCACUACCAAACGGUGCAACAAGAGAUCACCACAUGGCUAACCCUUUUGGACCAACGAGUCCUACACUCGAAUCAAUUAGCUUAGAGCCAAUGUUGGUGAUUGUCGGCGGCUCAGAACUCUUGAGAGAUAGGGCCAAGGAAUAUGCAUAUAAAUUAAAGAAGAUGGGAGGAAAAAGGGUAGAUUACAUUGAAUUCGAAAACAAGGAGCAUGGUUUCUACUCCAACUAUCCAUCUUCCGAGGCUGCGGAACAAGUUCUCCGUAUCAUUGGAGACUUUAUGAACAACUUGUCUUAAGUAUUUUAGCAUUUGGCUUGUUGAAGGAGAAUAAAAUGAAAGUUUGGUGUUACAAGUUGAAAACCUAUACAAUUGAUCCUUGCCAAAAAAACCAAUAAAAACAAGGAAACAAUAAUAACACAUUCUGAAGAUUUAGGCUAGAUCGAGGAUCCAUAAGUAAAGCAAUAGAGGCAUAAGAUUUCUGAAUUUCUUCAGCUUCUUUUUCCGAUGUUUUUAUUACUUUUUUUGGCAAAGAUCAAGUAGACAAUAUUCUAUAUACAUGAACUCGUUAUAUCCAUUUAAACAGGAUCCCCUUCGGUUUGUUUCUUAAAACUUUUUGUAAAGCCACUCGUUUGGUUUGUAUCCCAACAUAAGUGUAAACAAACGACCAUAGUUUUAACCAAAAAGAAAAAGAAGAAAACAGCAUGUUUAUCCAAAGAAUAAAAAGUUAGUCUCAUGAUGUUAAUCAAGUAAACAGUUUCAUAAUCAAAUUUUUAAAUAA
This is a messenger RNA of Arabidopsis thaliana (thale cress), 1637 nucleotides long. RefSeq names its product alpha/beta-Hydrolases superfamily protein. Gene Ontology annotation, molecular function: hydrolase activity. The record is from RefSeq and is marked reviewed. The coding region runs from base 122 to 1156 and encodes 344 amino acids. Gene Ontology annotation, cellular component: cytosol; nucleus. Lineage: Eukaryota; Viridiplantae; Streptophyta; Magnoliopsida; Brassicales; Brassicaceae. The transcript has 3 exons.